UCUAUCUUUCUCCUAAAAAAAAAACAGUAAAACCCUAGGGUCUAACACGUAUUAUUAGUGCAUAUAAUUGUUAGUUUUCUAACAAUAAAAAACCGCUCAUCACACCUUCAAAAGAGAGCCUCCAUGUUCGCUUUAUAUUCAACAGUCCAAAAACCCUUCCCACCUUCUAUCUCACUUCCUUCUCUUGUACCAGAGAGAGAAAAAGAAAACAAACACCUUACAGUCACACACACACACACUUGAAAAGCAAAAGCAAAAGAUCACACCAUCAAUCUCUUUUUCAUUCACCAAAAAGCGCCCAAAAGAAAGAAAGCAGAUCCUACAAUCACAACGAUGUAUAUACUUUCAAGAUCCUAUAUAUAUACACACGCGCACACAACCAUGCACUAUUUCUCUGCAUACUCCAGCUUUUCGAGUUCUCAACAAUGUCGUCAGAGAUCGUUGUUGCAGAACCCAUUGAUGAAGGUAGGAGUAGUAACAGAAGAAGAGAGUAUAACAGUACUAAUUCUGGGCCCUAUACAAGAUCAAUCACUUCCGGCGUCGAUCCCGUGCCCGAUCCUUUUGACAGUGAGAAGUUGCCGGUGACAUUGGUUUCGGAGAUUCAACGGUUUCUUCGUGUUGCGAAUCAGAUUGAAUUUGAAGAGCCUCGUGUGGCUUAUCUUUGUCGAUUUCAUGCUUUUGAAGUAGCACAUAACCUGGACCGAAAUUCAAGUGGGCGCGGUGUGCGACAAUUCAAAACUUCUCUUCUCCAGCGACUUGAACAGGACGAAGAAGUUACUAUUAGAAAACGGAAGGAAAAGAGUGAUUUACGUGAACUUAGACGUGUUUAUCGUAAUUACAAAGACUACAUUAUCAAACAUGGUGGAGAAUGUAAUUUUGAACAUAGAGGGAAGUUGAUUAAAGCAUGUGCAAUUGCUUCUGCUUUGUUUGAAGUAUUGAACACAGUUACACAUGCAGCUGGCUCUCAGGCAUUUGCAGAUAAUGACAACAACAAUAGAAAAUCUGAAUUCUACGUGCCAUAUAACAUUCUUCCACUCGAUCAAGCAGGUGUUCAUGAAGCAAUAAUGCAACUCCCUGAGGUUAAAGCUGCAGUGGCUGCUGUUCGCAAUGUUCGUGGUUUACCUUUUCCUGGAGACUUUCAAAGACGUGUGCCUUCCACGGAUUUGUUUGAUUGGCUUCAAAUUUGCUUUGGGUUUCAGAAAGGAAAUGUUGCUAACCAGAAGGAGCACCUAAUUUUACUCCUUGCCAACACCCAUAUUCGGCAAAUCCAUAAGCAAACAUAUAUGUCCAAGUUAGCAGAUGAAGCUGUGGAUGAAUUGUUGAAGAAGUUUUUUAAAAAUUAUACAAAUUGGUGCAAGUUUUUGGGGAGAAAAAGCAACAUUAGGUUACCAUAUUUGAAGCAGGAGGCCCAACAAUAUAAAAUUUUAUAUAUAGGGCUUUACCUUCUUAUAUGGGGAGAGGCUGCAAACCUACGGUUCAUGCCAGAGUGCCUCUGUUAUAUAUUUCACCAUAUGGCAUAUGAAUUGCACAGUAUGUUGAUUGGCGCUGUUAGCAUGACAACUAGGGAAAAGGUCAUGCCAGCAUACAGAGGAGAGUCCGAGUCUUUUCUUAAUGAAGUAGUUAGCCCAAUAUACAGGGUUAUACAAGAGGAAGCCAUGAAAAACAAAAAUGGGACAGCUGAUCAUUCUACAUGGAGAAACUAUGAUGAUUUGAACGAGUAUUUCUGGUGUCCUGAUUGUUUCCAAAUAGGUUGGCCCAUGCGUCUGGACCAUGAUUUCUUCUGUGUACAGCCUUUGAAUGACCAAAAGGUCACAAAUGCUCGGGGAUUGGUUAAUACUACUGAGGAAAAGAAGAUAGAAGAAAAUGAAGAUGAAGAAAUGGGGAUGGAUGAAGAAAUGGGGGCUACCACAAAAGUAGGGGAGCAGAAAUGGUUAGGAAAGACAUUUUUUGUGGAAAUCCGAACAUUUUGGCAGAUUUUCAGGAGCUUUGAGAGGAUGUGGAGCUUUUUUAUUCUUGCCCUUCAGGCAAUGAUAAUUAUGGCAUCUCAUGAUUUGGAAUCUCCCCUGCAAGUAUUUGAAGCAACUGUACUUGAGGAUAUCAUGAGCAUCUUCAUUACAUCUGCUAUUCUUAAACUCAUAGAAGCUCUUCUUGACAUCGCCUUUACAUGGAAGGCUAGAUUCACAACAGACUUCUCUCAAAUCCUAAAACACGUGCUGAAGGUGGUUGUUGCAAUUAUAUGGACCAUCGUUCUUCCUGUUUGUUAUGCUAGCUCUAGAAGAAAAUAUACUUGUUAUUCCACACAAUAUGGGAGCUGGCUUGGAGAAUGGUGUUACUCUUCCUACAUGGUGGCUGUUGCAUUUUACUUGAUGACUAAUGCAAUCAAUAUGGUUCUAUUUUUCGUACCAGUGGUUGGCAGAUACAUUGAGACAUCAAACUGCCAUAUAUGCACUAUUUUGUCAUGGUGGACACAGCCCAGGUUAUUUGUUGGACGAGGUAUGCAAGAAAGUCAAGCCUCCCUUUUGAAGUACACACUGUUUUGGGUGCUGUUAUUGCUAAGCAAGUUCUCAUUUAGCUACAACUUUGAGAUAAAGCCACUUAUAGCACCAACAAGACAAAUCAUGAAAAUUGGGGUAAAAAAUUACGACUGGCAUGAGCUCUUCCCUAAAGUCAAGAGCAAUGCUGGUGCAAUCGCAGCUGUUUGGGCUCCCAUAAUACUUGUAUAUUUCAUGGACACACAAAUUUGGUAUUCUGUUUUCUGUUCAAUAUUUGGUGGAGUUUAUGGGAUUUUGCAUCAUCUUGGUGAGAUUCGGACAUUAGGCAUGCUGAGAAGUAGAUUCCAGUCCUUGCCAUCUGCAUUUCAUACGUGCCUUAUCCCACCCCCAUCCCGAAAUGAUCAAAACAGAAAUUGGAAAGGUUUUUUACACCAUAGAUUUCAGAAGGUGUCAGAUAAUGGAAAGAAUAAUGUUGUUAAGUUUGUUCUGGUAUGGAAUCAAAUUAUCAGUGGUUUCCGAGAGGAGGACUUGAUAAGCAACAGGGAGAUGGAUUUGAUGAAAAUACCUUUAUCAUCAGAGUUAUUAUCUGGUGUAGUUCAAUGGCCUGUUUUCCUUCUAUCAAAUAAGUUUUCAACAGCUUUGAGCAUUUCAAGAGAUUAUGUUGGGAAGGAUGCAAAUCUUAUUAGAAAGAUUAGAAAAGAUUAUUACAUGUACUGCGCUGUAAAAGAGGGCUAUGAAUUACUUAAGUACGUCCUUGACAUUUUACUUGUGGGUGAUCUAGAGAGAAGGAUUGUUUUUCGCAUUUUUGAUGAGAUUGAGGAAAGCUUUAAUAGAUCAAGCCUUCUUGAGGAGUUCAAGAUGAUCGAGCUACCUGCUCUACAGGCUAAAUGUGUCAGUUUAGUAGAACUUCUGGUUGAAGGAAAUGAAGAGAACUAUUGUAAAGUUGUGGAAGUACUUCAAGAUACAUUUGAGCUUGUAACCAAUGACAUGAUGCUAAAUAGUUCCAGAAUACUGGAUUUUCUUUACUCUUUCCAACAGAGAGAAGAAGAUUCAACUGAAUUUUUCAGUAACAUUGAACCACAAUUGUUUGCAUCGAAGGAAUCUAUCCAUUUCCCACUGCCAGAUAGUGGCCCUCUGAAUGAAAAGAUCAAGCGUUUCCUUUUGCUGCUUACUGUCAAAGAUAAAGCAAUGGAUGUACCAGCAAAUUUAGAGGCUCGGAGGCGGAUUUUGUUUUUCGCUACUUCUCUCUUUAUGGAUAUGCCUAAUGCUCCUAAAGUGCGCAAUAUGUUGUCAUUCAGUGUUUUGACUCCACACUACAUGGAAGAAGUUACAUUCUCAACAAAGGAGCUUCAUUCAAGCCAAGAAGGGGUUUCCAUCGGCUUUUAUAUGCAGAAGAUAUAUCCAGAUGAGUGGAAAAACUUUUUGGAACGCAUGGGGAGUGAAUAUUCCGAUGAAUUAAAUGUGGAAUUGGAGGAAGAGUUUAGAAAUUGGACUUCUUUCAGGGGGCAAACUCUGAGCAGAACAGUUCGAGGAAUGAUGUACUACAGAAAAGCCUUAAAGUUACAAGCUUUUCUUGACAUGGCUGAAGACGAAGAUAUUCUUCAACGUUAUGAUGCCAUCGAGAGGGGAAGUGAUACAUUAUCGGCUCAACUAGAUGCACAUGCAGACAUGAAAUUCACACAUGUUAUAUCUUGUCAAAUGUUUGGAUCACAGAAAUCCUCUGGAGAACCUCAGGCCCAUGACAUAAUUGAUUUAAUGAUAAGGUACCCCUCUUUGCGUGUUGCUUAUGUUGAGGAGAAAGAAGAGAUUGCAACAGAUAAGUCUCGAAAAGUAUAUUCAUCCAUAUUAGUUAAAGCUGUCAAUGGCUUUGACCAGGAGAUAUAUCGCAUAAAACUUCCUGGACCACCAAAUAUUGGGGAAGGGAAACCUGAAAACCAAAAUCAUGCCAUAAUUUUUACACGUGGUGAAGCUCUCCAAGCGAUUGAUAUGAACCAGGAUAAUUAUAUGGAAGAAGCUUUCAAAAUGAGAAAUGUUCUACAAGAAUUUAUGCGGCACCAAGGACGGAAGUCUCCUACUAUACUUGGUUUGAGGGAACACAUAUUCACAGGAAGUAUUUCCUCUUUAGCAUGGUUCAUGUCUUAUCAAGAGAGCAGUUUUGUCACUAUUGGUCAAAGGCUUCUAGCGAAUCCUCUCAGGGUACGAUUCCACUAUGGACAUCCUGAUUUGUUUGACAGGGUUUUUCACUUAACAAGAGGUGGCAUAAGCAAAGCAUCAAAGACAAUUAACUUGAGUGAGGAUGUUUUUGCUGGGUUUAAUUCUACAUUACGACGGGGAUAUGUUACAUACCAGGAGUAUAUGCAAGUUGGCAAAGGUCGUGAUGUAGGCCUUAACCAGAUUUCAAAAUUUGAAGCGAAAAUAGCAAAUGGAAACAGUGAACAGACUCUAAGCCGUGAUAUAUACCGCCUUGGUCGUCGGUUUGAUUUCUUCCGGAUGCUUUCAUUAUACUUCACAACCAUUGGGUUUUACUUUAACAGCCUGAUAUCAGUAAUUGGAAUUUACGUGUUCCUUUAUGGGCAGCUUUACUUGGUUCUUAGUGGUUUGGAAAAAGCACUCCUUCUUGAGGCCAGAAUUCAGAACAUAAAAUCCCUGGAAACAGCUCUAGCUUCUGAGUCAUUUAUCCAGCUUGGACUCUUAACGGGCUUACCAAUGGUGAUUGAGAUUGGACUUGAGAGAGGAUUUCUUACUGCUCUGAAGGAUUUUGUCCUCAUGCAAUUGCAACUGGCUGCUGUAUUCUUCACUUUCUCUCUUGGAACAAAAUCUCAUUAUUAUGGCAGAACAAUUCUUCAUGGAGGCGCCAAGUACAGACCCACAGGUCGUAAGGUUGUGGUGUUUCAUGCCAGCUUCACAGAGAAUUAUAGACUAUAUUCCCGAAGUCACUUCGUGAAAGGAUUUGAACUGCUGCUCCUGUUGACUGUUUAUGAUUUAUUUAGACGGCCCUACCAAAACAGUAUGGCAUAUGUGUUAAUCACAUAUGCCAUUUGGUUCAUGUCGUUGACUUGGUUGUUUGCACCAUUUCUUUUUAAUCCUUCUGGAUUUAACUGGGGCAAGAUAGUGGAUGAUUGGAAAGAUUGGAAUAAGUGGAUUAAGCAACAAGGUGGUAUAGGAAUCCAUCAGGAUAAGAGUUGGCAGUCCUGGUGGAACCAUGAACAAGCUCAUCUUCGUCAUUCUGGGCUGAUUUCUAGGUUGAUUGAAAUAUUUCUCUCUCUCAGAUUUUUUAUUUACCAGUAUGGUCUGGUCUAUCACCUUGAUAUAUCUGGGCAGAACAAAAAUUUCAUAGUUUAUGUGCUCUCGUGGGUUGUCAUUGUUGUGAUUUUCCUGUUAGUCAAGGUAGUGAACGUGGGGAGGCAACGGUUGAGUGCUAAAUAUCACCUUGCAUUCAGGCUAUUUAAAGCAUUUAUUUUCCUCGGUGUCCUAUCUACCAUAAUAACUCUCUCCUACAUCUGUGAACUCUCUUUGAUGGACUUGAUCGUGUGCUGUCUGGCAUUUUUGCCAACAGGAUGGGGUUUAAUAUUGGUUGCACAAGCUGUGAGACCCAAGAUAGAGGAUACAGGAUUGUGGGAUUUCACCCGGGUCUUUGCUCGAGCUUAUGAUUAUGGAAUGGGCAUUCUUCUUUUUGCACCCAUAGCUUCUUUGGCAUGGCUCCCAAUCAUCUCGGCUUUCCAGACUCGUUUUCUUUUCAACGAGGCGUUCAAUAGGAAAUUGCAUAUUCAACCAAUUCUUGCAGGAAAAAGGAAACGUGGAUAACAUCCCCUCAACUGGGAUUGUGUACAGAAUACUCGUGUAUAGUCAAAUCACUGUCACAAAUACUCAUUUUGUAAAAGUGAUGCAUCUAAGAUAAAAUAUAUACAUCAAUUGAUUCUUUUGAUUAAAAAUAAAUAAAAUUACAAGAGACUGAAGGAAAACGUUUAUACUUCGUUCCAAGUAACUUUCUGUAGAGUAAGAGUCAUUCGCGACUGUGUACUAUUUAAGAAUUUAGAUGAACCCUUCCAUUGUUUUCUUAAAUUGUGCCAAGGGUCACUGUGAAGAUCAAAGAAGUUGAAACAGUAACUAAUGAUAUCAUUGGCAUUCUCUAAGAGUGUAAAUUGUUCAUAUAGCUGAACUUGAUAUAUGCAGCUCUGAUUUGGCAGAACUGAAGUUUAGCAGAGUGGAUUAUUUAUGAUUGUAUACAGCUAACAUUUUUAAAUUGCAAUUGUGCAGCAGAACUGUAUUGAUUUUCAUCAUAAA
Messenger RNA from Cornus florida, 6776 nucleotides. RefSeq names its product putative callose synthase 8. Gene Ontology annotation, molecular function: 1,3-beta-D-glucan synthase activity. The transcript has 41 exons. The record is from RefSeq and is a predicted model, not a curated record. Gene Ontology annotation, cellular component: 1,3-beta-D-glucan synthase complex; plasma membrane. Gene Ontology annotation, biological process: (1->3)-beta-D-glucan biosynthetic process. NCBI's taxonomy places the organism in Eukaryota, Viridiplantae, Streptophyta, Magnoliopsida, Cornales, Cornaceae. Bases 426 to 6296 code for a protein of 1956 amino acids.